Macrobrachium nipponense is the source of this 4718-nucleotide messenger RNA. RefSeq names its product cyclin-T2-like. Gene Ontology annotation, molecular function: cyclin-dependent protein serine/threonine kinase activator activity. The record is from RefSeq and is a predicted model, not a curated record. NCBI's taxonomy places the organism in Eukaryota, Metazoa, Arthropoda, Malacostraca, Decapoda, Palaemonidae. The transcript has 8 exons. Gene Ontology annotation, cellular component: cyclin/CDK positive transcription elongation factor complex; nucleus. Bases 43 to 3279 code for a protein of 1078 amino acids. Gene Ontology annotation, biological process: positive regulation of DNA-templated transcription, elongation; regulation of transcription by RNA polymerase II.
GAGUUUCCGGUGUGACGUCACCACAGUCCGGUGUGUAACUCCAUGGCGGCUGAUGAAAGAUGGUAUUUUACAAGGGAGGAAUUAAACAAUUCACCCAGCCGAAGAUGCGGAAUAGACGCAGAGAAGGAAUUAAGUUAUCGCCAACAAGCUGCACAUUACAUACAAGACAUGGGCCAGCGGUUGCAAGUUAACCAACUGGCAAUCAACACUGCCAUUGUCUACAUGCAUCGGUUUUAUAUGUAUCAUUCAUUCACCCGUUUUCAUCGUAAUGCUAUAGCACCAGCUGUACUGUUCCUUGCUGCAAAAGUGGAGGAACAACCCAGAAAAUUAGAACAUGUGAUCAAAGUAGCUUACCAUUGCUUGAACCGUGAUCAGCCGGCUUUGGACACCCAGUCUGAGAUUUAUUUAGAAAAAGCCCAGGAGUUGGUGGUCAACGAGAAUAUUUUACUGCAAACAUUGGGCUUUGACGUCGCAAUAGACCACCCCCAUUCCCAUGUGGUCAGAUGUUGUCAGCUCGUUCGCGCCACCAAAGAUCUGGCCCAAACCUCAUAUUUUAUGGCCACUUCCAGUCUUCACAUGACCACGAUGUGUCUCCAGUACAAGCCGACUGUAGUUGCCUGUGUUUGUAUAUAUAUUGUUUGCACAUGGAGCCAUUAUGAGAUUCAGUCGGUCUCAGAAGGAAAAGACUGGUUUUGGUACGUAGACAAGACCGUCACCCAUGAACUUCUGGAGACGUUAACAGCAGAGUUCCUUGCUAUCUUAGACAAGUUUCCUAGCCGGUUGAAGAAAGUAAUGAAUGCUACGCAGCAUUCAGAGGACAGAGCUAAGAGUAGCCAGGCUGUGUCUUCAUCAACUGGUUCAUCACGGUCAAGCUUGGCUGUUGGCACCUCAUCAUCUAUAUCGUCAAGAAGCCAUGAUCAUAACUCGCAUGCCAAACCUGGUGUCAAGGGGCAACCUCCUCAGCCCCAUCAGCACCAACAGCCCCAAAAGUACAACUUGAAGGAAUACAAUGAGAAGCGGGAAAAGGAACGCCGGGAAAGAGAAAAAAUGCGUGACCGGGAUCUUGUUGAUCCUCGUGACAGCAAGCAGUUCACUCUUGUAGCAACGUCUCAUUCAUCCCAUUCAGCACCUCCAUCAACUGUUCAGACAAUUGCUUCAUCCCAUGCUAAUUUGCAUCCAUCAAUCCCUAUGCGAUCAAAGAGUGGAAAAAGCAGCAUGGGAAGGAGUAGUCAUCCUGAACCAGUGAAAUCCACGGGUAGUAACCAUAAAGCUCACAGUCAUGGAGUGAGCCUGUCAUCACGAGACAGUCAGCAGCCAAUAGACCCCUUAAGAAUUCCUUCUGAGGCCUCCAGAUCCGAUCAACGGAGGGAUGUAAUGCGUAGUGAUAGUGAAAGAUAUGAUAAAUCUAGUAGGACUAGUAGUAGUAAUAGUAAUAGUGUUGUAGAUAAUCGGGUGGCAGGACAUGAUGUUAAGCCUAGUGUGUCUGAUUUAAGACAACAGCACAUGUUGGACAUAAAACCAUCUAGACAGUCUUUAGAUUCAGCAGUGGAUAGAAAAAGUUGUGUUAAAAUUGAAGCAAAAGUUACAGAACGUAAACCUCCAGAGAUUAAACAAGAGCAAGUGAAAGUGAAAAAUGAAAUGAAGUCUGAAGUGAAAGCUGAACCAAAGGAGGAUGUGAAACCACAGUACAAUACUAUAUUCAAUAAUAGUGACAUGCCUGAAUUUACACUCAAUGAUUUUUUGAAUGAUAGUUCUUUCUUGAAUUUAAGUGAUGGUCCACCUGAAGACCUGUUUGAUAAUUCAGACUCUGAAAGUAAAACUGACAUACCAGGGUUGAUUGAUAAAAAUCUAGUGCCCCAGACAUCUCAUCCAAAGCUUAAUAAAUCACCCCAUUUACGAACCAGGUCACCUCAUUCCUGUCACCAACAACAAAGCAGUAAUCACGGCCAGCUGCCAACAAGUCAUGGUGCUGUGACUAGUAAUGCUGAGCAACGGGUAUCAGAAAGUUCUGGUGUAAGCACAUCAAACUAUCAUAAUUCACGGCACCAUCACAGUGCCACAAAUGGCUCAGUACCUGCCUUUCAGCCACAAGUUACUUCACAGCAGCAAUCAAAAAGCUCUAGCAGUAGUAGUAAUAGUAGUAGAAGGUCCAGAGACAGUGAAAGGAAGAAUAGUGAAAGAACAGAAGCCGAAUUAGUACCAAUGGUGACAAAAUUAGAGGAUACAAAGUACCGAACAGCUCUAAAUGAUCCUGCUACUCCUGUCAAAGUCUGGGGUGAACAAGCUGCAUUGGCUGCUCAGGCAUCUGCAGCUGCUGCACCCACUGCUGCAGCUGCCACAACUACUGCCACUACCACAACUGUUGGUCCUUCUGUUGCUACUAGUGUAGCACCCUCAUCUACUGGAGCUUCAACUGCCCCUGUAGCUGCUGCUGCUGCUGUUGCUGCUGCUAAUCCAGCUCCUCCAGCUCCUAGCUCUACUGCAAAUACUACCUCCAAAGCACCUCCAGUUCCACAUUCUGUACCAGCAGUGGCAUCAUCAGAUCAAACACAGUGGAAGAAUAGUCAGCCACCUACAGUUUUGAAUCUCAAAAGGCCAAGAGCAGAAGUGGUAAAAGAACCGGAGGCAGAUCAGUCUGGUAAAAAGGUUAAAUAUGAACAUGGCCAUCAUAAACAUAAGGAGAAGAAGAAGCAUAAACACAAAGAAAAAGACAAAAAUAAGGAUAGAGAACAUAAAGAACAUAAGGAGCACAAGAAAGAUAAAAAGCACAAAAAACGGAAAGAUAAAGAUAAGGAUCGAGAUAAAGAACGUAGUAGACCCAAUGAAGAGGUUGGUGGUAGUGCUCCAAUCAGAAUUACUAUUGCCAAGGAUAAGGUCCUUUACACUCCAGAACCAGCGGCCCCCUUACGGGUCAAUGCUUCUGCAGCACCUGCUGCAGCAACUGCACUUCCAGGUAGCACACCUGGAAUCCCAAAGUUCAAGAUACAAAAAAAUCGCAUAAAGCCUGACCUUUUCGGUAGCACUUCUACUUCACCGGAGAGCAGCCCAGCUGGCGACUUGAAGGACACACCCACUGCCCCUUUAAAGAUAAGGAUCAGUCGGGAUCGGAUAUGUUCUGACAAGGAGUCCAAGAAGCGUAGGAGAGACCACAGUCCAGGAGGUGACCUUCACAUGAGCAAGAUGUCCCGCAACGGAAGCGAUGCUCUGUCCUCUCACAAUUCCCCUCAGGUACCCAUAAAGGACUUGGAUCCCAGUAGGUGGAGCUCUCAAAGGCAGUAGUACUGGCAGACAAUUGUUGUAGGCAAUUUGACCUGACAUGACCUGACCUUGGCCAUCCUGACCGUACAUGAGCUGGUGUCAUGUUCUCCCACCUUGCUUAACCUUAUUAUGCUCCCUCCUUGUAGCAUUUAUUUUACAAGGCCAAGGUUUCCACAUGACACACACUGUUUUUGAUUGAUAGAAAAUUAACUUCAAUGAUGAAAAAAUAAAGUAACUUCCCCAUGGUUAGGUGGAGUGAGUGGUGUGGGCCAGCUCUGGGAAUGGUCAGGCAUUUUGGGAGGGUGGGGAGAGCUAUGCUGGUGGUGGGUGCAGGUGGUGGUCGAACACAGCCUUUUACAUGUAGUGUUCUACUUCUUGUCUGCUUAGUUGGGGUUGCUCUGAAGUGUUGUGUAAUGUGUAUAGUCUUGUCUCUUGUGGUACCGUACAGGUCCAUUGCAGGCAGUUGCAAGUUACAAAAAAAAAAAUAAAUAAAUAAAAUAAAAUAAAAAAAUAUUACAGUACAGUAUAACAUAGGCACGUCAUUGUAGACACAUGCCAGAGUAUGCGGGUGGUUAAUACCUCCCUAGUCCUCCCCACCUGUCCUCUGCCACUCACUCUCCCCCACACCCCCAUCACCUGCAUCAACCAGCUUGGAUAGCAUCUCAAUUGACCAGGAUGUCAGGCUUACUACUACUCCAUGGAUUGCCAGUACUCUCAAACUUAAAUACUGAAGAGGUCCGAGAGCCUUGGUUGGGGGGGUCGUUGCUGCCAUGCCCCAACUGCUGCCGCUGCUGCCUCCUCCUCCUCCUCCUCCUGACGCUGCUGCUGCUGCUGCUCCUCCUCAAUUUCCACCUACUCCUCACUGUGGUGUGUCCACGCUUAAAGGAGAGGUCAUCUGGUCAUCGGCUGUGAUGCGUUGCCACCAUCGCCCUUUGCUGCUGCUGCGCUGCACUGCUGCUGCGGCUGUGGUUGUGACAUAAUGUCUAUUUACUUUUUAUUUUAACUUCAUUCAUCUCUUUCCUUUCUAUGUAUUUGGAUAUCAUUUAUACUUAUAGAAAGUGUAUAAAGAAUUAAUUGUUUUGUGGUACUUAUACCAUGAAGUUGUGAGUGGGUGAAGUCUUUAUUAAUCAUUUUUCUUCUCUAUGAGAAGAUAUAUUGGCCAUGAAGUACAUUUUUCUCAUUACUACUACCACUUGUCUAUUGUGACUAUGGCAUUGUUUUUGAUUCACUUGCCUCCUCAGGUAAAUCAGUAGUGAAUGCAAGUCAUCUUUGCCCCUUCAUAACAUAUAAUAAUUAUAUAUUUAUUUCUGUAAAGUUGUUGUUUGACUGGACCGAAAUUUUCAUCAUUCAGAAAAAAAUAUUCACGUUGCUCAAUGCUUUUUGUGAUUAAUUCUUGACAAAAUCAUGUAUUAGUUUUUGUAUAGGAAUUGUACAAAGUAAACAAUGUUUUUGUAAACCAA